AUGAGGUUCAGGUGGGUCGCCUUGGGGGCCUUUUCGGUCUGCGCCGCUCCCAGCGUGAAUCUACAGGAGCCGCUGAGUCUGGGCACUUGCAUUUGCGAUCUCACCCAGGGCCAGUGCGACAUCAACUGUUGCUGUGAUCCAGACUGUGACAGCCUGGGAACCUUGAAGGACAGCUUCAACUGCCUGCCUGAAGGCCCUAGAGAUGCAGUCAGUGAGCGGUACUGCUACUCGAAAAGCUGGUUACACAGCGUGAACCCGCGCGUUGACCUUUGGGUCAUUACAGAUGACCUGCGGGGUCUGCUCUGCGUUUCCGUGGACAACAGCGCUGUUCAAGGAGAGGUCUUCCAGAAUGAGGCCCUUCUGUCGUCUGCCCAGAUAGAUGCCAUCAUCCAGGUGGGGUUGCCAGGCAGCUUUUGUCCGUAA
This is a messenger RNA of Effrenium voratum, 423 nucleotides long. Lineage: Eukaryota; Dinophyceae; Suessiales; Symbiodiniaceae. The record is from the annotation of a GenBank genome assembly.